Molecule: messenger RNA, 2505 nt
Organism: Penicillium subrubescens
Lineage: Eukaryota; Fungi; Ascomycota; Eurotiomycetes; Eurotiales; Aspergillaceae
Product: putative intracellular protein transport protein (Sat1)
Exons: 3
Coding region: 1-2505 (834 amino acids)
Biological process (GO): retrograde transport, endosome to Golgi
Cellular component (GO): Golgi membrane; Ric1-Rgp1 guanyl-nucleotide exchange factor complex
Source: RefSeq, a predicted model, not a curated record
AUGCCGUCAAACAUCCAGGUCUUUGUGAAAUGGAAAGACCAGACCAUCUUCGCGGGAGAGAAUGUUGAAUGCACAAUCACCUUUAAAAAUGUGGCAGAUGCUGCCUCGGAAGCAGGUCAUGCAGGUGAAGGUGGUCAGCAUCAACGGAAGCUGUCUCGUGUCGCGAACCACACAGGCAACUCCGGCUCAGACUCGUUCUUCUCGUUGAAAUCUCCCCAAAAUCUCUUUUCAGGGAGACGAUCAUACUCGAUCAGCUCUCAGAGGAAACCUUCCCACCGGACCGCCUCGUCAUUGAGCUCCCCGCUCGUAUCCUCGCAUAGCUUCCCACCGACCAGCGGCCCCUCUACCCCUCGAAGUUGGCAGCCCGGCCACAGUCACAAACGAUCGGUAUCAAUUCUGUCUAUUGAAAGUGAAGGAUAUCCUGAGAAGACACCGCCACCGCAGAGCUAUGGCCGGAAUCGACCGAUCAAGGGCCAUGGGCGUUCAGCAAGUCUCCAAGUUGCCCCUAGGAGGAACGAUAGCUAUGAUGACUCCCUCCGGAAAGUUGGGAGAGCUCCCAUACGCGGUCCUCCACUCGCAGAGUCCCCAAACGAGUCUGGGCCAGGCAACUUGAAAGUCGACACUUCACACCUUGGACGAGCAAGUCGGCCUGGCUCUCUUGCCACUAGCCCUGUUGGAACAGCAGAGAAAUUACGUGCCCCGCCGCGAAGAACGCAGCUACCCGCUUUCGACUUCAAGUUUCCUCCCGCUCCUCCAUCGACUGAUCCUAAUACCAACCGCCCUGCUCUCUCCCCCUCUCCAAAGUCAUCCGACAGGAUACCCUCGCCCGGAAAGCCGGCAUCAAAGGACUCAACGGCCUUGGCCGCGCCAUCGCAUCAGCAGCUUACGCGGAUAAUAUCAGCCACGAGUGUGAAUGGUAGUAGCCGAAGUAGUGGAGAGUUCUACUCGGUCAGUGAUCAUUCGAGCGAGACACUAGCAUCGGAGUAUACAAACUAUUCGUCAUCACAAGUCCCACGGCAACCACCCACCCCGCGGCAUGGGCGGCAUUACUCGAGUGUGAUAGCACCCCCGAGGAAAUCUGACAGCCAGGCGCUGCUCAUGGGCUAUGCACAGAUCAGUGCGUCAUUUACGGUCGAUGGCUCUUUGGUGAACCAGUCCGUUUUCGAUGAGGUCAAACGGAAAGGUGUCGUCGGUGGCCAAGCCGUUACAGGCGGGGUGCCAGGACGGCCAGGCUCUGCGGGCGGUGAUCGUUCACGAAAAGGCGGUGGUUUCUGGGGAGCACUCAAGUGGAAUGCAAUUGAAGAGUCUAUCAAUGGACUCUUGUCGAACAAUGAGCUCGAUGGUUUGCGAGAUAUGCGCGGAGUUGCUUCCUCGCGAUCCAUUCCGCUGCUGUCCACCCCGCAGUCGCUCCUUUUCGUUGACCUACGACUCGCACCGGGCGAAGAGCAGUCAUACUCGUUCUCGUUCGCACUUCCUAAGGGACUCCCGGCGAGUCACAAGGGCAAGGCGAUCAAGAUAACCUAUAAUCUGGUCAUUGGUACUCAACGGCCAAGCGGACCUAAUGAGUCUCAGCGAGUGAAUCGCAUUAAUAUUCCGUUCCGCGUUUACAGCGGCGUCAAUGACAAGGGAGAUGUCCUCGGCCACGACCUGAUGUCACCAUAUGUGAUCUUGCGCGACGAAGCCAAGGUGCAAAAAAUUGCGCCCACUACGCCCGUGACCCUCAAGAACCAGAGCAUCAGUGGACCUUGGCAGUCUGCUGGAGAUUUCCUUUCCUACGUGGAUGAAAUUCUUGAACAGCGUGCGCGCUCAAAUUCGCUCUUCCCGCCAGGAGCCCUUCCAGAAAGACGGUCAAGUUAUGAUGGCCCUCCUCCGCAUGCUUUGUCUUGUAAGGAUAUAAUUGAUUUUGCCAUCCUCCGAAGCAACCAAGCUGUGCAGUCACGGCGGAGUCCUAACAGAUUCGAGAUUGCUCGCGAUGGUCAACGGAUUGCCGUUGUUGUGCUUAACCGCCCUGUGCAUAGGCUGGGUGAGACAGUCAUUGCCACUGUUGACUUUGGCGAUGCUGCCAUCCCAUGCUAUGCCGUACGAGCAUCACUCGAGACAUCCGAGAAAGUAAUGCCUACAAUUGCAGUCCGGUCGAGUGCAAGCAUCCAUCGAACCACCCGUCGCAUCCAUGCAUCUCUAUUUGAGAACACUCUGUACGCGACCCGGGUCGUGUUCAGUCCUGCAAUCCCCAUUUCCGCUACACCCACCAUUCUAACCAGCGGCGUGACCCUGGACUGGGAUUUACGAUUCGAGUUUGUGACACCGAAAUCAAACGGCGAGCUUAGCCAUGGGCCGUCUGGUACUCGAUUACUUGAGAUGAUGUCCUCUGAUGAUCGUGGGAAAGUUUUGUCUGCAAUGGAGCAUUUGGGUUGUGAAUCGUUUGAGAUUUCUAUUCCCCUGACUGUAUAUGGCGAGACUGUACGGGAGCUACUACCAGAAGAGAACGUGGGGUAUGCUAUCUAG